AUGGAAAAGUCUGUCGAUGACGUCAGUAAUAGCUGUGAACUUAAGCAGGCGGAUCGCGUAGCUGAACUCCCCGGGCAACCCCAAAUGGAUGAAGGCCCCAAAUUGACAGCUUUAGAUGCUAAAAGAUACAUCAAAGUGGUAGAAUCCAGGCUGACAAGAGAGAAAUAUGUCGAAUUUCAUGGUAUCUUGCAAGAAUUCAGGGAACAUAGCAUUGACGUCCCUGGUGUCAAAAUGAAGUUGAUGAAACUGUUCAACAGAGAUGAAGAACUACUUUUGGGUCUGAAUAUAUUUCUUCCUGAAGAUUCACAAAUCAUCUUGACACAAGAAGAUGAGCCUAAUGAUCCAGUCAUCCAACUUGUACAGCAUAUUAAGAUGCGACUUCAAGAUGAAAAUCAUAUUUAUAUAUCUUUUCUAUCUAUUUUAAAUUUGUAUAGAAUGGGAAAAUUAUCAGCUAAUGAGGUCCAUAAGAAGGUUGCCGAUCUUUUUCAAGACCAUCAAGACCUAAUUACUGAGUUUACCAACUUUUUACCUCAAUCCCAUGCAAAUUCCAUUGGAAUCCAUAACACCCGCAACGAACACUCGAGCUCAUCAUUAACCAAAAAGAGACGUUUUUGGUCUAAAGAGGAAACUAUGGCCUCUCAUACCGAAGAUGUUGAGAUUGGUGGUCAGCCUAAUCCAAAUCAUGGAAAAGCAUUUGCCAAAUGUCAUGAGAAAGGAAAAAGGAAAAGGUCUACAACCGGUGGGAAACUUAAAUUGGGCUCUAAGAGAUCUACAACGUCAAUAAAAGACAAGCAUAAGGCAAAACUAUCUCAAGACCUCGACCUCUCUACUAGUGAAAGCUGCAAUCCAAGUUAUAAGCUUGUCCCAAGAGAUUGUCCUAAACUACCCAAAGCAAAUCAAAGAAAAACAAUGGAUGAUGAAGUACUGAAUGAUCAUUGGGUUUCUGUUAUUUAUGAAAAGGAGGGUCACUCUUUCAAACCAUUGAUCAAAAACCAAUACAAAGAAAUCUUAUUUCAACAUGAAGAUGACAGGUUUGAGUUGGAUAUGGGUAUAGAAUGCAUAACGCUUACGAUUAAACAAGCAGAAGAAUUAAUGGAGAGAAUUGAUAAAAAAAUCUAUCAAGAUAAGCAAUGUCAAGGUUUGAGGUUCAUCACAAAUAUUUAUGAUGAUUAUGGACAUGAUAUGGUGAAUGAAUUAAGGAAAAAUGUGUCUUCUGGUCUGCCUGUAAUAUUAAUUCGUAUGAAGCAGAAACAAGAGGAAUGGAUAAUGUUCUAUUUAGAACUGGAUAAGUUGUCGCGCCAAAUUUUUGUUGAAAACCAUCAAUUGUCUCUAGAUCAUCAUGGUUUCUAUCUCAAGCAACAGGAUGAAAAGAUUUUACGUGAUACAGUUUUGUUGGCGGAAAUCAAUAAAAUUAGUGAAGCCAAUUCAAAAGAGGAUAAUAGUCAUCAAGUUCCACAUCUAGACUUCAAGUACUAUGAUCUGUAUAUUCAUGGAGACUUCUUUAAGCUCAUAAAAGUUUAUGGUUCUGGAAUAUUUUCCUCAAAACAACUUGAAGAUGUUUUGAAAAUCUGGACUUGCUUGGUGGAACCGUUGUUUGGUUUUGUUCAAAUAGUAGAAACGAGCAACGACAAUUAUCAUGAGUUCGUGACAAACGAGGUUGAUUUAUUUUCCCUUGUAGAUCUUGAAAAAGGUGGUUUUGUAGCAUGCAUGGGUGAUAGAAUGAAGGUAGACAAUACAACAGAGGAUGUCGGCAAACAAAAUUACCAUGAUAAACAUCAGGAGAGUGAUUUAGGCAAAGAUGUCGGUGCUAAUAAUCUACAUGUGUUCUAUGGAGAUGAUGCCUUCUACAUUUUCUUCAGACUUCAUCAUGAAUUAUACUCAAGACUCCAAGAAGCUAAACAAUCUACAAGUGAGAAAUGGCAGCGUUUAAAUGAUACAACGUGUAAUGAUUCAAAUGCUAUAUUCUUGGAUUUCCUACAUAAUUAUCUUGUAAAUAGAGAAAAAUAUGAAUAUGAAUGCCGAACUAGUUUUGUCACUAGGGCAGGACUUAUCUACUCGAUAGCAAGGUUAAUCAGCAAACUUUCCAGACAGCUACUAGCUAUUGCCAAUAAUGAGGUCGAUAACAAGCUUCUAGACUUGUUUGUUCAUGAGAAAUCAAGAGAACCUGGGAGUUUUGUAGAAGAAGUUUAUAUUGAAAAAGCAAGCAUGAUUGUUAAUGGCAAUAAAAAAUUUCGGUUUGAGCAUCUACUUAUACCAGAUACAGAAGGACAAAACAGAUUAACGAUAUCACAUAUAAACUUAUAUGAAAGGAAAACCCGCUCCAGCCCAAGACUAUAUGAUAUGUAUUAG
Molecule: messenger RNA, 2349 nt
Organism: Lactuca sativa (garden lettuce)
Lineage: Eukaryota; Viridiplantae; Streptophyta; Magnoliopsida; Asterales; Asteraceae
Product: paired amphipathic helix protein Sin3-like 5
Biological process (GO): negative regulation of transcription by RNA polymerase II
Cellular component (GO): chromatin; histone deacetylase complex
Molecular function (GO): transcription corepressor activity
Source: RefSeq, a predicted model, not a curated record